CGCGUGUGGAGACCAAAAGUCAAAAUGGCCCCGCCGCCAGACCAGACGAGGCUCAACUCGCAGCCUAGACUAGAUUGACACUGAGACUGAGCAUGGACAUCGGAGCGAGUCCAACAGUCUUCUUGCAUACCAUACCGGAAAGUAUCGUGGACCUCUCCUCUCGUACAUCUGAGCUGAGCUGAGCUGAGCUGGAUUGACGUUACUACAGGAAGCUCGUACUCGUACAAGGCGGUACGGACUAGGGUAUACAGUCAGCCAACGCCAGCUGUAUCUGGACUGCCAGAGGGCAGAGCCGACUGCCAUGCUCCCUCUUCCACAGAUGCAGGCGCAGGUGCACGGGCAGGCUCGGUUACGGACAAGAACAAGGACAAGGAUACAAACAGCCCUACGGCCCAGCAGCAGCAGCAGCAGCAGCAUACAGCGAGCUGCCUCGUACCCUCUCCAUCCACGCUCCCCCUCCUCUCUUCUCCCCACUUCCUAUAUGCUCCUCCCCUUCCUCCUCCUCAUCAGCUUCGUCUCUAGCGCUCAGGCGAUCUGGUUCUUUCCACAGAAGCGCUUUCAGUACCAAGGACUAAUUGAUGCUGGCGAUUUGGGACUGAACGGAGCAGUUGCGGGAGCGGGGAAGGGGGGAGAUACGGGUACGGGUACCGCGGGUGGAGUGAUUGCUUGGGGUGAUUGGGAUGGAGAUCAAUUUCUGGACGCAUUCACCCUUUCGGCGGAUCAUAGACAGCUGGAGAUGAGGUUGUGGGAUCAUGCCAACUUCAAGUUCUCUAGCACACCUCUCUUCACUAUCAUUCCCUCGACCGGAAACCCAAUCGUGAAUGUAGCGCCAGCAGAUUACGAUCACGACGGCCGGCUGGACGUGCUGGUCAUGACGCAAGGAUCGUCUGCGAGCUCGCCGAUAGAGAUGGAGGUAUGGAUGGGGCGAGGCAGGACAGGCUUGGUAGGACAACCCAUCAAGCUACCUUCAGCAUCCGGUGCUCAGCCUAUGCUGGCGGAUGGGACGGGGGAUAUGAAAAUGGACCUCCUAGGGCAGUCAUCGCAGUCAGGUAAUUCUGGAAUAUUGGAGAUGUGGGAGAACGUGUUUGGGUCAAGGAACUCGACGCAGGCCUUUACAUUAUCUUCAGCGCCACUCGAGACAGGCUCAGAGCCUCCUUGUCAGCUAGCCACGCCUCACAGCUCGGCCUUCAUCGACCUGAAUGGUGACUGCCUCGCCGACCUUUUCCUCGUCUGCGCACCAGCCUCAGGGAGCUCACACCAGCGCUACCAGAUCUGGACGGCCAAGCGGCCUGCAGCUGCCGACUCCCAAGCAGGUGGCUCUUCCAAAUACUCGAGCUUCACAUUCGCUCGAUCUGGCCUUCUGCCUCGAGGCGCUGGCCCUCUGUCCUUUGCAGACAUGAACAGAGACGGGACCAUCGACAUUGUCUUUGCCUCUUGCCCGCCCUCUGAGCAGGACUGCUACAUCAACAUCGUCUACAACAAGCAAGUGGGGCUCUGCGAGAAGCAGCUCUCUGCUGCUGGCACGAGUGGACGCAGCAGCAGCGAUCCUUUCAAGGCGUGGAAAGAUUGGUGGUACGGAACUGGUGCCACACCGGGCCAGGCAGGCACAGCGGCGGGUACGGAUAGAUGUAGACGGACAGAGGAUCUUUGCGUUGCGGAUGAUGAGUUUGCAUUUGAAUUCGAGGGGUCGGCCGCGAAUGGCUCAGGCGUGCGGAUACCCUUCGCCUCUCUUCUACCCGGACACAAGCCCCUGCUAGAGGAUCGUCUGACCUCCCUGGCCCAUCCACUUCCAGUGCCCCUAGUGAUAGGCGACUACAACAAGGAUGGCUACCCGGACAUCCUCCUCCUCUCCAUCCCGCCAAAGACAAGGUCAGACGGCACGGGCAAGACUAGUGUACACAUCUUGUCAAAUUCGCGGUGUAGCCUGCUCACCGAUGCCUCUGCCAAGUCCGAGUGCAACAAGGCCACCACGCCAGAGGAGGAAGGUCGCUGGUUGAGCGUAGUGCAAGGAGGUGCUGAGCCCCUGACCCACAUCGACGAUGUCCGUGCCGCCUCAUGGGUGGACAUCGACGAUGACGGUACGCUCGACAUCCUCCUCCUACGAGGCACCACCGUCGCAAAGGACACGCGUCGUGUGACAUUUAUCCAGAACAAUUACUUCUACGACGCCUUUUUCCUCAAGUCCCUCUGCCUCAAUGGAGCUUGCUCCUCUGCUAUAUGUAAAAGCAUCGAAGCAGGACCAGAAGGUCUCGAGCCAGUAGAGACGAGGUAUAAACCUUGGGGUGCCUCCCUCCCUGGUGCCUCGUACAAGUUCACCGUGCUAGACCCUAAUGGACUGCGACGCGCCCAACAAGUAGGACAGCAGCCUCAAAGUUCCUAUCGUUCUCUCCUCACUCCUUAUUCCUACUUUGGUCUUGGGCGAACCAAUAAUUACGUCGAGAAGCUCUUUGUGGGCAGCACACUCAGUGGAGGUAGUCAGGCGCUCACCAGGGAUGCAGAGUACUUUCUAGCAAUGGAAGGGCUCAUACCGAAUUCACAACUGGUCAUCGCACCCCUCCUCACAUCGGACGAUGACGACGACGACGACAACGAUGACUCGAAUGGCAACGGCGGGGGCGACAAUGGGAGCGGAGGCAGCGGUGGGUCCAGUGGUGCCCGACCAGCAGCGGGGAGCAUGACGCUCAGCUGGCACCGUGAGCUCUAUCUGCAGCCGGGCGAUUGGAUCCCCUGGGUGACCCUCACCCUCGUUACCCUCUGUCUGGGUCUGUGUGGAUUCGUCUUUGCUAUGCAUUUGGCUGAAAAGAGGGAGGAUGAGAGGGAGAGGAAGAAGGGUGUGCAUGCGAUUAAUUUUGAUGCACUUGGGUGAGAGAGAGG
Molecule: messenger RNA, 2874 nt
Organism: Microstroma glucosiphilum
Lineage: Eukaryota; Fungi; Basidiomycota; Exobasidiomycetes; Microstromatales; Microstromataceae
Exons: 6
Coding region: 482-2866 (794 amino acids)
Cellular component (GO): plasma membrane
Source: RefSeq, a predicted model, not a curated record